GUGUGUGUGAGCCCAGCAAGGGCAGAGCCAUGCAAGAGGUGCCCUACCCCGUACCUUUCCGGGCCUGGAAUUCAGUCCUGUGUGUGGAGGUGGUCCCUCCCAAUGCUGAAGCAGGAUGGGAGUGGUGAGCAGCAAAAGGCAGGUCAAGGAGAAGGGAAAGGGCAGAUGGAGCCCCGUGAAGGCCGGCACCCAGGGCAAAGAGGCCCCACCACUGCCGCCCCUGAUCGUGUUUAACCACCUGGCUCCCCCCGCUCCUGGCACCACGCACCCGGACCAAGAGGAACACUUUGUGGUGGCCCUGUAUGACUACAAAGCCAUGAACGACCGGGACCUGCAGAUGCUGAAGGGGGAGAAGCUGCAGAUCCUGAAGGAAGCUGGAGACUGGUGGUUGGCCAAGUCUCUCAUCACAGGAAGAGAAGGCUACGUGCCCAGCAACUUUGUGACCCGAAUAGAGACCCUGGAAGUGGAAAAGUGGUUCUUUAGAUCAAUUUGCCGGAGAGAUGCCGAGAGGCAGCUUCUGGCUCCAAUCAAUAAGGCCGGCUCCUUUCUUAUUAGAGAGAGCGAAACCAGCAAAGGUGCCUUUUCUCUGUCUGUGAAGGAUGUGACCACCCAGGGGGAGGUGAUCAAACACUAUAAGAUCCGCUCCCUGGAUGAAGGCGGCUAUUACAUCUCCCCCCGAAACACCUUCCCCACCCUGCAGGCUUUGGUGCAGCACUAUUCUAAGAAAGGGGAUGGUUUGUGCCAGAGGCUGACCCAACCCUGUGUGAGCCUGGCUCUCCAGAACCCCUGGGCCCAGGAUGAAUGGGAAAUCCCCCGGCAGUCUCUCAAGCUGCUCAGGAAACUUGGGUCUGGGCAGUUUGGCGAAGUCUGGAUGGGUUAUUACAAAAACAACAUCAAGGUGGCCAUCAAGACCUUGAAGGAGGGAACCAUGUCUCCGGAGGCCUUCCUGGGUGAGGCCAACCUGAUGAAAACUCUCCGGCAUGAGAGGCUGGUCCGUCUCUACGCCGUGGUCACCAAGGAGCCCAUCUACAUCGUGACCGAGUACAUGGCCAGAGGCUGCUUGCUGGAUUUCCUGAAGACGGAUGAAGGUAACCGAUUGUCCCUCCCAAGGCUGAUCGACAUGUCGGCCCAGAUUGCAGAAGGAAUGGCGUAUAUCGAGCAGAUGAAUUCAAUCCACCGGGACCUGAGGGCGGCCAACAUCCUGGUGUCUGAGACCUUGUGCUGCAAAAUCGGUGACUUUGGCUUGGCCCGCAUCAUCGACAAUGAAUACACUGCCCAAGAGGGGGCCAAGUUCCCCAUCAAGUGGACCGCCCCAGAGGCCAUCCACUUCGGGGUGUUCACCAUCAAAGCAGACGUGUGGUCGUUUGGAAUCCUCCUGAUGGAAAUCAUCACUUACGGGCGUGUGCCCUACCCAGGGAUGAGCAACCCCGAGGUCAUCCGCAACCUGGAGCGCGGCUACCGCAUGCCGCGCCCAGAUUCGUGCCCGCCCGAGCUGUACAGCAGCGUUAUCGCCGAGUGCUGGCGCAGCCGGCCCGAGGAGCGGCCCACCUUCGAGUUCCUGCAGUCGGUGCUCGAGGACUUCCACACGGCCACCGAGGGCCAGUACGAGCUGCAGCCCUAGGCCCGUGUGCAACUGACGAGGACUCUUCACCCGGCGGCUUCCUCAGCCCCAGAUGGGCUGGAAAGGCAGGGAGGGGUCGGCACGCCCAUUUCUCAGAUGAGCAAACUAGAGGUAGAGCGGCCUGGCAGGUGGGUCACGGCUUGGACUCCGGAUCCAAUCUCAGCACGAACCUUCUCCGGCUGUGUGCCCCUGGGCGAGUUACUUAGCCUCUCUGUGCCUCCGCCUUCUCAUUGGCACAACGGGAAAGAACCACAGUUGUAUCUACCUCGUAUGUUCUUCACGAGGAUGACCCGCUAAGGUGUUCAGAAUAAUGCCUGGCACACUCGUGUUUGUCAUCAUGUCAUAUAAGGCUUCCUGUGCUGGCACCAAAAGCCAGGCGUCUACUGCAGGUGACCUGAGUCCCGCGGGCUCCCACCUGACCCAU
This is a messenger RNA of Balaenoptera ricei (Rice's whale), 2045 nucleotides long. RefSeq names its product BLK proto-oncogene, Src family tyrosine kinase (gene BLK). NCBI's taxonomy places the organism in Eukaryota, Metazoa, Chordata, Mammalia, Artiodactyla, Balaenopteridae. Gene Ontology annotation, molecular function: ATP binding; signaling receptor binding; non-membrane spanning protein tyrosine kinase activity. The coding region runs from base 116 to 1621 and encodes 501 amino acids. Gene Ontology annotation, biological process: cell differentiation; protein phosphorylation; cell surface receptor protein tyrosine kinase signaling pathway. The record is from RefSeq and is a predicted model, not a curated record. The transcript has 13 exons. Gene Ontology annotation, cellular component: extrinsic component of cytoplasmic side of plasma membrane.